AUGGCCAAAACACAGAUCCUAAUAAUCUUUGUUUUGCUUCUUAUUGGGUUGCUUACUGGAAGCCAUGGAAUUGUAGUAGCAAAUGAAGAAGAAGAAGCUGAUAGGAUUGUGGGGCUCCCUGGACAACCCAACGUCUCUUUUCAGCAGUUUUCUGGAUAUGUCACUGUAAAUCACCAUGUUGGCAGAGCCCUCUUUUACUGGCUCACUGAGGCUGCUCAUGAUCCCUUGUCGCAACCUCUUGUUGUUUGGCUCAAUGGAGGCCCUGGUUGCUCUUCUGUGGCAUAUGGUGCAUCGGAAGAGAUAGGACCCUUUAGAAUAAACAAGAGUGCUUCGGGGCUAUACUUGAACAAGUUCUCAUGGAACUCUGUGGCCAAUCUCUUGUUCUUGGAAACCCCGGCUGGCGUCGGCUUCUCCUACAGCAACCGCUCCUCCGAUCUCUUUGACACCGGUGACGGUCGCACCGCAAAGGACUCAUUGCAAUUCUUGAUCCGAUGGUUGGAUCGAUUCCCACGAUACAAGGGCCGAGAAGUAUAUCUUACAGGCGAGAGCUAUGCUGGCCAUUAUGUCCCUCAGCUGGCCAAAGCAAUUUUGACCUACAAUUCACAAUCCAAGCACCCAAUCAAUCUUAAAGGAAUAAUGGUGGGUAAUGCAGUGACAGAUAACUACUAUGAUAACCUAGGGACGGUGACAUACUGGUGGAGCCAUGCCAUGAUCUCUGAUAAAACCUACCGGCAGCUGAUCAACACGUGCGAUUUUCGCAGGCAGAAGAACUCCGAUGAAUGCGAAUCAUUGUAUAGCUACGCCAUGGAUAAGGAGUUUGGAAACAUAGACCAGUACAACAUUUACGCACCCCCUUGCAACAACUCUGAUGGAAGCACUUCUACAAGGCAGAGUAGCAUGCGUCUGCCUCAUCGACCGAUGUUCCGGCAACUAUCUGGCUAUGAUCCUUGUACGGAGAAAUAUGCUGAAGUUUAUUACAACAGGCCAGAUGUGCAGAAAGCUCUCCAUGCCAACAUAACCAGAAUUCCUUAUAAGUGGACUGCUUGCAGUGAGGUUUUGAAUCGAAAUUGGAACGACACAGAUGUAUCGGUUCUUCCUAUUUACAGGGACAUGAUAGCUGCUGGUUUGAGGAUUUGGGUUUUCAGUGGAGAUGUGGAUUCAGUGGUGCCAGUUACAGCCACUAGGUACUCCCUUGCACAACUCAAAUUAGCAACCAAAAUUCCAUGGUACCCCUGGUAUACUAAAAAGCAGGUGGGAGGGUGGACAGAGGUGUAUGAAGGGCUGACAUUUGCAACAGUGAGAGGAGCAGGUCAUGAAGUCCCACUUUUCAAGCCAAGAGAAGCUCUUCAUUUGUUCAAAUCAUUCAUUCAAGGGAAGCCCCUUCCAAAGUCCUCAUGA
Messenger RNA from Prunus armeniaca (apricot), 1398 nucleotides. Lineage: Eukaryota; Viridiplantae; Streptophyta; Magnoliopsida; Rosales; Rosaceae. The record is from the annotation of a GenBank genome assembly.